UCUAGAAGCCUGACGGAGUCUUUAAAUGUCUUCAGUCAACCAGAGUCAUCACUCCUACACAGACUUCCGAGUGGAUGGACAUGGACAGCGCGUUAAGGCAAAUGGUUCGUGGGAAGGCUCUGCUCUUCAUUGUAGUUCUUAGCCUGGGAGGAUCUUUCCAGGUUGGAUGCAACCUUACGCUCAUCAGCUCACCAACUCCGUUCAUUAAGAGCUUUAUUAACAGCAGCUGGACUGAGCGCUAUGGAGAAGCUCCAGGAGAGAACAUGGUCACACUCAUAUGGUCCACUAUAGCGUCCAGCUUUGCUUUUGGUGGCCUGUUUGGAUCCAUCAGUGUCCGCUGGAUCACCAACCACUUGGGGAGAAAGAGAGCUAUGAUCUGGAACAACGCGAUCAGCUUUGUUGCUUUAGGCACCAUGAUCGCAAGCAGAUUCGCAAACUCGUUCGAGAUGAUUAUGCUCUCUCGCUUUCUGUUUGGGUUCAUCUCAGGGUUAGCUACGAACAUCCAUUGCCUCUACCUUGGAGACAGCUCACCCAAGAAAAUAAGAGGAAUGGUCUCGCUUACGGUCGCUCUCUCCUUAUCUAGUGGCAAGCUGUUUGGACAGUUCAUGGGACUAAGUGAGAUCCUGGGUCGAGAGGACUUGUGGAAUAUCCUGCUCGGCAUCCCAGCGUUUUUCUCAAUAAUUCAGAUGGUAACACUGCCUUUCUUCCCUGAAGCACCGAGAUACUUACUAAUAGAGAAGGGCAACACUGAGGAGUGUAAAAAAGCGCUGCAGUUUCUGUGGGGUCCGGGGGACUAUAAGCUGGAGAUUGAGGAGAUGCUGCUAGAGCAGGCAGCUCUGAGAGGAGAGCGCAGUAAGACACUGCUGGAGCUGCUGAGGGACCGAAAUGUACGCUGGCAACUUCUCAGUUUGUUCAUCAUCCAAGAAGCUAUUCAGUUCUGUGGCAUCUCGGCGCUCAGCCUAUAUUCUUUCAGCAUCUUUCAGGAGGCUGGAAUUCAUGUGGAUGAGAUUCGUUAUGUUACUAUGGGGGUCGGGCUGUCCGAGGUCCUCACCAACAUCACAUGUGGCCUGCUGAUUGACCGUGUGGGCAGGAGAGUGCUGCUUUGGGUCGGUUUUGGUAUUAUGGCAGUCAUUAUGGCACUGAUGACCCUCACUUUGGAGCUAAAGGAUUACUCUUUCUGGAUUCCGUACAGCACCAUCGCCCUCAUAUUCCUCUUUGUCAUCUUUUAUGGAGCAGGUCCAGCUGGGGUGUUUCCACCGCUCAGUCAUGAGAUAUUUGUCCAAUCAUAUCGCUCUGCAGCGUUUGUGUUCAUUGGAAUUCUGAUGUGGGGCGGCUUCACUGUGUUAGGAUUCAUCUUUCCUUUCCUUAUGGUCACUCUGAAGUCCUUCAGCUUUGUUCUCUUCUCAGGCGUUUGUUUGGCCGCAUCCCUCUAUGUUUUCUUCAUCCUACCAGAAACGAAGGGCAAAACUCCUCUGGAAAUCUCUGAGGAGUUUAGGAACAUAACAGUAUGUGGCUCUUCCACUGAUAUGGACUUGUGCUUGGAGACCAAGUUGUGAAAAACAACCUGAUACAGACAGAAUGGAAGUAAAAAAGCAGUUUAUUUAUUCAUAAUUUGUUCAUUUAUUGUUUAUUUGUUCUUCACUACUGAGCUGGUGAUUUAGGCUUAUGAAUAAAACUUGACUGAGGUCGGCAA
This is a messenger RNA of Pygocentrus nattereri (red-bellied piranha), 1693 nucleotides long. RefSeq names its product solute carrier family 2, facilitated glucose transporter member 9-like. Gene Ontology annotation, cellular component: membrane. Gene Ontology annotation, molecular function: hexose transmembrane transporter activity. The transcript has 12 exons. The record is from RefSeq and is a predicted model, not a curated record. Bases 75 to 1556 code for a protein of 493 amino acids. Gene Ontology annotation, biological process: monosaccharide transmembrane transport. NCBI's taxonomy places the organism in Eukaryota, Metazoa, Chordata, Actinopteri, Characiformes, Serrasalmidae.